Mauremys mutica (yellowpond turtle) is the source of this 2872-nucleotide messenger RNA. RefSeq names its product WD repeat domain 73 (gene WDR73). NCBI's taxonomy places the organism in Eukaryota, Metazoa, Chordata, Testudines, Geoemydidae. The record is from RefSeq and is a predicted model, not a curated record. Bases 49 to 1320 code for a protein of 423 amino acids. The transcript has 8 exons. Gene Ontology annotation, molecular function: protein binding. Gene Ontology annotation, biological process: cytoplasmic microtubule organization. Gene Ontology annotation, cellular component: spindle pole; cytosol.
GGCGCGGAACUCCUCUGUACGGGGCGGCCAAGCCAGGGAAGGAAUCGUAUGAGCCAAGGCGCGUCACGUGUUGGGGUAUCACGUGACUGGCGUGCGUCCCGCCCUGGCCGAGUUGUCGGUCACGUGGCGGGGAGGGGUCAUGUGACCCUGUGGCCGUUGGGCGGCGCGCGCGCCUGCCCCGUGAUGGCGGAGGAGUCGGCGGAGGACUGGCUGGUGGAGUCCUUGCGGCUAUAUAAUGAUUUGCAUGUGUUUGAGCUUCAAGAGCCGACAAGAGUCAUUGAAUGGAUAGGAGAAAAAAGUGUUUGUGUAGCGGGAUGUGAAAACUCCAGAAGAAAUGAAAUUCUCCAGCUCCUGUUGCCUCAAAAACUGUGUGUGAAAGAGAAGCAGGGUUUGUGUCCCGAGAGAGAUUUCAAAGUGGAGCGUGGUGGAUUUUCCAACCGCCCUGUGUACAGCCUGCGGCAUGUGCCAGACACCAGCUUGCUGGUAACAAGUGGCCCACCAGAUACUUCCCUGCAGGUGUGGCAGUUGGCAGCGGAGGACACUGAUGUUAUUAAAUCUGUAAGUACCAUCCCUACGGGAAAUGACAGCAAGAAAUCUUGGGCUAAAAUUGCAACCACUUUGGCCAGAACCCCCUGUGUCCUUCAUGGCUCAAGAGUCAACAAUGUCCAAAUUACAGAGAUUGAAUCAAAGAAAAACAUCUACACAGCAGCCUCUAGUAUCAGCGAUGAGGUCAGCGGCCUGGAAUUCCUGGACUGUAAUACUUGGCUGGCCUGCUGUGUGAAGGGGCAGCUGUGCCUGGCAGAUGUUCGACAGCCGCAGAGUCCCCAGGGUGAUAUGUCCGUUCCUUCGGCGCUCAGUGGGGAGCAGUGGUGCAUGGGUGUCAGUUCUGGUCUGCAGGGCUCUGAUGUGAAUGCACCCACCAUAGCCCGCCUCUCGUCUGGAGGACAGCUCACACUAACGGACUUGAGAAAUAUCCCAAAGCCUCUGAAAUCGGCCAGGUGCAAAGUUUCUGCAGCCAGCCAAAGUGCGGAGUUCCUGUGCGUCUCGUGGGCUCCUGUUCUGGACGGAUGUCUCGCCGUUUCAGGCUUCAAUGGGACCGUUGACAUCUAUGACACACGGAGCUGGCCUGUGUCUGGUGGAGAGGCAGAGUCGCUGUUUAGUCACAAAGGACAUAUCAUCAGUGGCAUGGACAACGGUGGUGACUUUCCCCUGGUUACAACACAUGCUUGGCAUCCGUGGAAACCAAGAAUGUUGUUAUCAGCAGCAAGUGAUGGCUCCCUGCAUGUCUGGGACUGGGCAGAGUCUCACAAGGAAAGUUGAUCUGUCUUCCUGUUAUGAAAACUCAGACUGAUUUUUUUCUGAAAUCUGCUGCCCUUGCACAUGUAACCCUGUGUAUAAGGGACACUCUAGACUGAAGAUCAUUGUUCAGAAUAAGUUUUACACUCUCUGGAUUAUUUAAAACAGUAUGAAUUUUAAACAUCUAUUUCAUUUGUCGCCAUUUUUCCUUUUUUAGUUCUUGCAUCCUCCUCAGACUGCCCUCAUGUGGCCUGUGUCACUUACUGCUUCUCAAAGCUGCUGUGAGCUGGCUUCCCACACCACCGGGGAAAAUCUGCAACCCAAGACAGCAACAUUUCAGUCAAGUUUUAAUAGCAUGAGAAUAGUUUCACUAAUGAAACUGCUGUGCACCGGGCAAUCCACGCUUAUGGCUCCUGUGAUGUUGACAGCAGCCUUUCAACAUUAAUACACCUAGCUUAAUUUUGAAAGGUGUUUUGACUUUUCUUGUGCAACUAAGACCAAGAAAGUGUGGAUAAUACCUCGUAGCUCAUGCAUAGCACUUUUCAUCAGGAUAAGUGUCUGAUCGUUUUACUAGCCUCCAAUCCCAUUCUGUGUUUGUUAGUUGCACGUAAUGCUUUACAGACAAAAUCCCUGCCCCAAAUACCUUACACUCAAAUGUCUAAACCCUGCAGCCACGUAUGCCUGAGCAGCGCCCCAUUGAUUUCAGUGAAACACCUUGUGAGUAUACAGGGCUCCAAUUGUAGGCCCAGGGCUUAUGAUGGAGGACGUCAGGGUGAAUUGUUGUAACAAAUACACGUGACAAUCUGCUGUUGAAGUUUGGCUUAUGUUUAACUGCAGGGUUUUGUGUACUGUGUGUCACAAAGUGCUGUGUUACAGUCAGACCAUACAAAGGAGGUGGCUGCUGAAAGUCUCGGUGAAGAAAAUGAAUGUGAGCAGAGGGGGAGCAAGGUAGCUAGAUUCAUAGGGGACAAGAAUUCACUCCUCUUCAGAGGUCCUGGGCAUCACGUCAGCUCCAUUUUGGCCUAGGUCUCAGCUGCUUCUGCUCUUUCUGUGUCAGCUCUUAAGCUUGUUUGUCUUCAGCCAGAGCUCCAGCCAGUCUUCGCUUUCCUCCUGCUGUGUGUAAUUCUGCUCCCAUGGGAUCGUGGCCUGUCCUUGUUUUCUUUCAGCAGCAGUUGGCACCUGUCCUUUGCAACGUCACUGCCUCCCUGCUUGGUUUGUGGUACUGAGUGCACAGACAAGCUUGUGUUUGGGGUGAUGGGGAGGAUAGAGUCCAGGGGAUUAAGCUUUAGCUGGCACUCCAGACGCACCCCGCACAGUAUUGUGUAUAUAUUGAAAAUGUUGGUACUAGUAGAGGGCAUAGACUGAUUCCAAGGCCAGACGGGACCAUUGUGAUCAUCUAGUCUGAUCUUCUGUGAAGCACAGGCCAGAGACCUGCAUCAAACUAAUUCCUAGGGCAGAGCUUUUAGAAGAAAUCUGAUCUUGAUUUAAAAAUUGUCAGUGAUGGUGAAUCCACCACGACCCUUGGUGAAUUGUUCCAAUAGUUAAUCACUCUCAUCGUUAAAAAUGUGCACCUGAU